This is a messenger RNA of Peronospora matthiolae, 306 nucleotides long. The record is from the annotation of a GenBank genome assembly. NCBI's taxonomy places the organism in Eukaryota, Oomycota, Peronosporomycetes, Peronosporales, Peronosporaceae.
AUGGUUUCCAAAACCACGCGAGCUGCUACUGCAGCAGCAAGAGGAGCGGCUGCACGCAUGCGUGCGGCCGCGGAAAGUGCCUCUCACGUCUCAGCAGCAGGCGAUUCGUCGCCUGUUGUCGUGAAUCCUCCACGUGGUGAGUCACCACGUGCGACAGACGAGUCUGAGAUAGAGCUCAUCUAUUAUGGCGAGUCGGAUGAUGCAUCCGACUCGAAGGCGAUUCUACACGCCUCGGGAUCACCCGGGGCGGACGCUGCAAAAGACAGGCUGACUGGCUCUGGUCAGCGCGGCAGCAUCAUGACCUAG